This is a messenger RNA of Podospora pseudocomata, 3035 nucleotides long. RefSeq lists its product as uncharacterized. The transcript is spliced from 2 exons. NCBI's taxonomy places the organism in Eukaryota, Fungi, Ascomycota, Sordariomycetes, Sordariales, Podosporaceae. The record is from RefSeq and is a predicted model, not a curated record. Gene Ontology annotation, molecular function: nucleoside triphosphate diphosphatase activity; ribonucleoside triphosphate phosphatase activity. The coding region runs from base 438 to 2744 and encodes 768 amino acids. Gene Ontology annotation, biological process: nucleoside triphosphate metabolic process.
CGAGGAAUCCGUUGAUGGUCCAGUCAUUCUACAUAUAUUUCCCUCGAUUGAGGUAGAUCGAUGCCAUCUGCAGAGCUGUGACUGAUCGAGAGUCGUUGAUGUUGCACCACCAGAUGAAGAGGAGACCCAAAGGGGCGGGGGGCUUGCCGAGAGUGUGGGGCGGGCCAAGCCUGUCAAAACAAGAGACACACCCCAGGGGUGUAAGGAGUCCUCUCGAAUUUGAACGGGGUCCAGGCUCGGGAGUUGCAGUCUCCCAUUUGCGAGCGGCGGCAACAAACUGACCUAUUUCCUCCUAACCAAACUCCUAGAAACAGGGGAAGUGUGCAAUGAUUGACCGACGAUAGCUUUAUUUUUAUGUGCCGAGCGACGAAUACCCCGUUCUUCCUGAGCCGAUGAACACGACAGGAUUUCUUUGUUAAGCGUCGUCGACUUCCAAGAUGCGUCCCCUCCAGCCGCUGAACACAACGAAUGCGGGCGCCCGAGACCAACAGACGUUUUUGUCGCCGUCCGAUUACGACGCCGAUGCGAUUUCGAUCCGCAGCGAUCAGGACACGGAUAGUGAGGAUGACGAGAGGCAGAUGAGAGCGAGGAACAGUCGCGAGUUGAGGGCGCACGACAGGCUGGUGCUGAUGGAGGAGGAGGAGCUUGGCCAGUUGGUGACUGAGACACGGAGGAAGAAGGAGAGGGAGAGGAGGGGCUCUGGGUUGCCGUUGCCGAUACCGAAUCCGUUGACGUUGUUUUCGAGGAGGCUGAGCGAUGCUUCGAGAUCGAGGUCGGCGAGUCCAUCAUUUCACUCGGCUGAGUCGGUUGACGGGAAUGAUGGGGGGGAGAGGAGGUCGAGGAGAAAAGCGAGGAGGAAGGCGAAGAAAGACCGGUUGCUGACUGAGGCGCAACAUGGUGAGGAUGGGGAGUUGAUGUAUGAAAUGGAAGAGGGGGGGGUGAAGAGUGGGAGCGAUACUGGGGAAAGCAGUGAUCGGGAUGACAGCGAUGAGGUGGACAGGAAGAAUCUCUUGCACAUGGGUGCUGUGAAAGCGAAGAGAAGGAGGAACUGUUGUCGCUGGGGCCUACUUUAUGCACUCAUAAUUGUUGGCUUUGGGAUUCUGGUUUUGGUGGCUUGGAAGUUGUCAAUUGAGAAGAAGGCAACGGCACAAACCGCAGCGAAACUUGUCAGCAACGGCACGGCUCUGUUUGCUCCUACGACCAUUAUCAUCAGUUUAGACGGAUUUCGCGCCGAUUUUGUUGACAGGGGCUUGACACCGAGGCUCAAUGCCUUUGUCAAAGAGGGUGUAUCACCACGCUAUAUGCUGCCGUCUUUUCCUAGCGUCACCUUUCCUAAUCAUUACACCUUGGUCACUGGCCUGUACCCCGAGGCUCAUGGGGUGGUUGGCAACUCCUUCUGGGAUCCCGAGCUCAAAGAGGAAUUCUACUACACUGAUCCUAAAAGAAGCCUGGAUCCAAAAUGGUGGAAGGGUGAGCCGUUCUGGGUGACAGCUCAGAAGCAAGGCCUCAAGACUGCGAUACAUAUGUGGCCUGGGAGCGAAGCUCACAUUCUCAACACGAACCCUACCUACAUGGACAAGUACAACGGAAAGGAGAAGCUGUCCAAGAAAGUCGACCGGGUUCUUGAGUUCCUGGAUAUGCCGGAUGAUGAGCGCCCACAAGUGAUCGCGGCAUACAUUCCUAAUGUUGAUGCGGUUGGGCACACAUUUGGUCCCAACAGUACCGAAAUUCAGCUUACAAUUGGCAAGGUCGACAAGAUGCUAGACCGCAUCUUUAAGGGGCUGGAGGAACGACGCUUGACAAAUAUUGUCAAUGUCAUUGUCGUUUCUGACCAUGGCAUGGCAACCACCGAUAUAACACGCGUUGUGCAGUUGGAGGAUCUUGUCGAUGUCAGCAAGAUCGAACACACCGACGGAUGGCCGCUGGUUGGUUUGAGACCGAAGAAUCCCAAUGAUCUUCAGGAGAUUCACGCACAGUUGGUUGAGAGGACCAAGGCGAACCCGAAUCUCGACGUGUACCUCAGGGAUAUGGACAUGCCUGAGAGAUGGCAUUUCUCCCGGAAUGACCGCAUUGCUCCUUUAUGGAUCGUGCCCAAGACUGGGUGGGCGCUUGUGAAGAUGGAGGAGAUGAAUCUGAAAGAAGCACAAGCGAAGGGUACUGUCUAUGCGCCACGCGGCCUACACGGGUACGACAACGAACACCCUCUAAUGAGGGCGUUGUUUGUCGCUCGGGGCCCUGCUUUCCCUCACCAGCCAAAUAGUGAGGUUGAGGUUUUCCAAAACAUCAAUGUCUAUAACAUGCUCUGUGAUUCAGUUGGGAUCACCCCUGCGCCAAACAACGGCACCCUUAGGCUUCCUCUGAAGCCGAUUGGUCUGCACAGCGAUCACGAAUUUGAUUCGCCUGCUGAGUCGAGCACCCAAACGCCUGUGUUGUCAAGCUCAACAUCGGCGAAGCCUGUCAUGGUCAACCCAGUCACAGCCAGUGCUCCUUUGGUUGCUCCAACAGCAACAGUGACAAGGACGGUUGAGAAGACUAUCGAGGUCGACAAGCCGACAGCGCAGCCCUCUUCGGAUCCCUCAGGCGGUGACGAGGGCGAUGAUGGCAAGUCCCCUCUGGACAAAGUAGGUGACUCGGUCAAAGGGUUUUGGGACUGGUUUUCUGGAAAGGUCUCGCAUUGGUGGGACAAAGUCUCCAACGGCAGUGAUGGCGAGAGUGAGGAGCCUCCCGAAAACCCCAACGAGUAAUCACAGGUGUGGCUUGGGGGGAAAGGUUGUAUAAUGGUGUCUUUUGACACGUGCUUGCAUAGAGGCUCAUUGCAUCAGGCCGGUUGUUUUGGGUAUUUUUGAAGGAGUUACCAGGAGUUGGAAACUAAAUUGCCUUGGCCUCAUAGCUGUACUAAGGUUGCUCUGAAGAGCAGCUAGGUUUGGCCGUAUAUUUCGUGUCGUUUAGUAAUACAUAGUAGUGGACACGUUGACGUCUACCAGUAAUCCGAUUCGGUCUGAACUCGAAUGCCUCAUGGGAGGCUGAGUGAAGCG